CACUAUUAUUUGGAUUUUCUAGUACAUGCAAACCCCAUAUACACUUACGUACUUGUAAUAAUCUCCACCAUGUUGUUCCAAUUCAUAUUUCUACUCCUCAUCACUACUCUUACGUUUUGUACGUUAAUUAGGCAUACUAAGAUGAGCAAGAAGACGAGGACGAAUAACCCUCCAGGCCCUCCAGGCCUCCCCUUCAUCGGCAACUUGCUUCAAUUCGACAAAGCCAAACCCCAUAUCUACCUAUUUCACCUUGCCAAGAAAUACGGCCCCCUCGCCUUCUUGAAGCAUGGGUCCACCCCGAUUCUCGUCGUUUCCUCCCCGAGAAUGGCGAAACUCGUGCUGAAAAAUCACGAUCUCGCCUUCUGUAGCCGGCCGCCGGUUCUUGGGCAGCAGAAGCUAGCGUAUGACGGCAUAGACAUGGCGUUUUCCCCUUACAACCAUCACUAUAAGGCGAUGAGGAAGGUGUGCGUCCUCCAUUUGUUCUCUCCCAAACAGGUGCACUACUUUCGUCCCGUUCGUGAGGACGAAAUCUGUCGGAUGAUCUCCAAGAUUUCGGGGCUUGUGAACUUGAGCGAUGUGGCCAUGUCAUUGGCCAGCAACCUCAUCUGCAGGGUUGCGUUUGGGAGGAGAUACGAUGAGGAUGAGUUUGAGAAGAUGAGGUUCGACAGGCUUGUGAUUGAGGCUCAGGCUCUGAUGGUGAGCUUCUAUUUCUCGGAUCAUUUUCCGGCAGUGGGUUGGCUGGAUAAGGUGUCGGGAUUGUUGGGCAGACUCCGCAAGAAUUGCAAGGAGUUGGAUGUGUUCUAUGAGCAACUCAUCGACGAGCACCUCAACCCGGCCAGGCAAACACCUGCUGGUAGACAAGACAUCAUUGAUCUCAUGAUUCAACUCAAAGACCAAAACACUUCUUCACUAGAUUUGAGUUGGGAUCACAUUAAGGCGUUGCUCAUGAAUCUAUUUGUUGCCGGAACUGAUACAGUAGCUGCAGCAGUGAUUUGGGCAAUGACAGGCCUCAUGCUGAACCCUGCAGUCAUGAAGAAAGCACAGACAGAAAUCAGGCAAUUCAUAGGCGAAAAGGGAAAAGUAGACGAAGACGACAUAAAAAACCUGCCGUAUCUCAAGGCGGUGGUGCUGGAAACUCUGAGGCUCUACCCGCCAGCCCCACUCUUGUUCCGAACACAAAUACUGGACGAAGAUUGCGUCGUGGACGGGUACAAGAUCAAGCCCGGCACAUCGGUUAUCAUCAAUGGAUGGGCUAUUGGGAGAGACCCUGAAACCUGGCAGGAUCCGGAGGAGUUCCAGCCUGAGAGAUUCAUGACUAGCAAUGGUGGCGUGGUGGAUGUGAGUGAUAAAACUGGGGAAUUUGAGAUGAUCCCAUUUGGAGGGGGGAGAAGGGGUUGCCCUGGAAUGGGAAUGGGGCUGAUAUCAGCAGAGCUUGCGUUGGCGAAUCUUCUCUACUCUUUUGACUGGGCGUUGCCGGCAGUUGCGCCCGGCAGCAACGCGCAAGACGUAAUUGACACUGUUGCAUUGCCGGGACUCACCACGCAUAAGAAAAGCCCACUUCUUCUUGUGGCCACCACGCCUGCAUAAUAUUAGUCAUGUGAUUGGUUUGAUUAGAUCAAAUUUAAUCGAAAAAAAUAUAUUAUUAGAUGUACGUUAUAUCUAUUUAAUAAUUACGUGUGUUUAAUUUACUGUAAGGAUACGCAACAUGUAGGAUCAAUUGUGUGAUUUUUCACUAUUUGAUAUAUUUAUA
This is a messenger RNA of Sesamum indicum (sesame), 1750 nucleotides long. Its product is annotated as 6,7,8-trihydroxycoumarin synthase. The record is from RefSeq and is a predicted model, not a curated record. Gene Ontology annotation, molecular function: heme binding; monooxygenase activity; oxidoreductase activity, acting on paired donors, with incorporation or reduction of molecular oxygen. NCBI's taxonomy places the organism in Eukaryota, Viridiplantae, Streptophyta, Magnoliopsida, Lamiales, Pedaliaceae.